Brassica oleracea var. oleracea is the source of this 878-nucleotide messenger RNA. RefSeq lists its product as uncharacterized. The transcript is spliced from 2 exons. The coding region runs from base 27 to 878 and encodes 283 amino acids. Lineage: Eukaryota; Viridiplantae; Streptophyta; Magnoliopsida; Brassicales; Brassicaceae. The record is from RefSeq and is a predicted model, not a curated record.
AGGUAUUGGUGACUGUAACAAUCAUCAUGAUGGUAGAUCAAAGACAAGGAAAAGGUGAAUACAUUCAGUGGAGACCAGAAGAGAGCAAAUUGUUGAUUGAGCUAGUAGCAAGCUGCUUCAAGGAGGGAUGGGUUGAUCCCAAUGGAAAAAUGUUCAAGAAAACCGUUGAGACAAAGAUACUUUCAGUUCUUAACGAAAAAUUUAAUAGCAGGAAGACUUAUAAGAAUUUUAUUAACCGAAUGAAGAUAUUGAAGAACCAAUACCGAGAUUUUGUCAAUCUUCUGCAUUUUGAUUCUAAGGUUCAAUGGAAUCCAAUCACAAAGAAGUUCACUGCUCCUGAUGAAGUGUGGACUGCUUACCUUAGAGAUUUUCCUAAUCAAAGACAUGUACGUAACGAGACAUAUGAAGAAUAUGAGAAUAUGAAGCUAGUAUUUGGGGGAAUGAGAAGAUUUGAGAGAUUACAUUCUCAACCAUCGAAAGUGAGAACGAACGAGAUAAUGAAACAAGAAGUGGAUCUAACUAAUGAUGAUGACGACGUUCAUGAAAUCCGUGAAACCGAAACUGAUGUAUUUGGUGAUUCAUCAGACUAUGCAUCCGUCAAAGACAAGAAUCUUUUGGCAAAGAUUUGCACAGAGCUAAGAUCAGUUGAGUCGGCCACUAAACAGAUGAUUCACAUAAUGCAAGGAAGAUCAAUGGUUGACGAAAACAAGAAGAUCAAUGUUUGGGAGGCUAUCAAAGAGAUUCCUAAUUUAUCCAACCAUGUCCAAUACAAAGCUCUUUCCAUGAUUCAAAAGCUUGAAAUGAGAGACAUAUUUGUUAGUAUGUCUGUUGAAGAUCGUCUUGGUUGGAUUCAGUGGAAUACCCAACCAAAAACUUAA